AUGGGGCCGAGCCUGUACUUGUCCAGUCUCCUGUUACUCAUCGUGCUAGUUAUAAGCAUCUUUGGACAUAACCAUGGUGAUAACAGCAUCCAUCACUAUGACUACUGUGUGCUUGGGGCUGGGCCUGCAGGCUUACAAAUGGGCUACUUUCUGUCCCAAAGCCAAAGAGAUUACAUAAUUCUGGAGCGCAACUCUGGACCAGGCAGUUUCUUCCAAAAAUAUCCUCGUCAUCGAAAACUCAUCAGCAUCAACAAGAUCUACACAGGAAGGCAGAACAGAGAGUUCAACCUGCGCCAUGACUGGAACUCCCUGCUAAGUGACAGGCCUGACCUGCUGUUUCAGAGAGUGAGUCAGGACCUGUAUCCUGAUGCUGAUGCCUUUCCUAAAUACCUCUCCAUGUUUGAGAAGGAGCUGGGGCUGCAGGUUAAAUAUGGAACAGAUAUAGGGAGUAUCCGAGCUGCAGAUUUCGGAAAACAUGGAAAUGGAGGGUACAUACUGACUGACCAGCAUGAGAUCAACUAUAAAUGCAGGGUUCUGUUGGUGUCCACUGGGCUGUCAGUUCCUCAGGAAGUGCAAUUUGUGGGCUCUGAUUUGGUAGAAGGCUAUGAGUCCAUCCCAAUCAAUCCUGAGGAAUACAAGAAUCAGGCAGUGCUCAUUUUGGGAAAGGGGAACUCGGCCUUUGAGACAGCGCAAAGCAUUUUGGGUAGAGCCAGCCGGAUCCACCUGUAUAGCCCAAGCCCUGUACGAUUAGCCUGGCAAACACAUUAUGUAGGAGACCUCAGGGCGGUAAAUAAUGAAUUGCUGGACACAUACCAGUUGAAAUCCCUGGAUGGUUUGGUGGAGGGAGGACUGGAGAACAUUGCCAUUGUCCGAAAGGGAAGAUCGGCAUUGAAAGGAAAAACUCGCAAGUCUUCUCAAGAGAAAGAGCAGUUCUAUCUUACUCUCUCUGAACUUUUGGACAGCUGGAGUAACAGUAGCACAAACGUUACAGCUGAAAAUCUACCUGGAUACCAUGAUGACAACUUCUCACUACGACAGCCGUAUGACCGUGUAAUCCGUUGCCUGGGAUUUCGCUUCAACUUCUCCAUCUUUAACGGCUCCACUUGUCCACCACACAGCAGCCGUGUUCGUGGUCGGAUGCCAGCUGUGACACCAUGGUACGAAGUCAGGGGAAAGCAGAACAUGUUCAUUUUAGGAGCAGCAGCCCAUUCCAGAGACUAUCGCUUGUCUGCUGGAGGAUUUAUUCAUGGAUUCCGCUACACAGUCCGGGCUGUGCAUAAGAUUUUAGAGCAGCGUUACCAUGGCAAUGUUUGGCCAGCUACCAAACUGUACACCAGUCAACUGCUUUCUUGGAUUUUAAAGAGAGUAAAUGAAGCCUCUGGACUAUACCAAAUGUUUGGGGUUUUGGGGGACGUUAUACUACUUCAAGGCUCCUACUGUGAAUAUCUAGAGGGGUUUCCUGUGCAAGCUCUGCCUCAAUUCUCUGCUCUAUCCGGCCGAAAUGUCUCUGUACAUGGCCUUCUAAUGGUGGUAAUGCAGUAUGGACUGAACCGCACCGAUACACUCGGACCAGGACGCGCAGAAUCAGAGUGGACCAAAGCUUGGAAGUCUAACUUCCUUCACCCUGUUAUCUACUUCUACAAAACACUUCCUACAGGAAAAGAUAUGAGGCAGCGUCCGUUUGGAUGGCCCCUGCCACGUCCUGAUGCUGUACAUCACAUGGUUGAGGACUUCCUGACUGAAUGGGACCAGCCGAUAUCUCACAGUCAGCCCCUCAGGCGCUUUCUCGAGCACUGCCUUCAGACAGACCUCAGGACGUUCUUUGCAGAAUCCUGUUUUACACUUUCCCUUACCAAUCGCAACCCACCGCUCUUCUGUCGUCAAGGCUACCUAAACAAAGAAGGCAUUGUGGGUAAUAAGCACCUGUGGCAGCACGCCCGCGAAGCAGGGCUCAUGCCGACCCAUCAGGGAUCUUUGGCUCCUGCCAGUGAGGGUUCAUUUUCUGAACACUUGACAAAUGCUGGUGCUGCAGCAACUUCAACAAUGAACUUUCACCUUUAGAAGAAGCUUCAUAAUCCAAAGAAUAAAUUUAUACCUUUUUGUGAUAUCUUUUUGAUGUUAAACAAUUUACCAAAUAUAUUAUUAUUAUUACAUACUUCACUGUAAAUAUGAACAAAAAUGGUUUUAUACGCUGCUACAAAUACUGAUGUGUAUACUGUUGGGAUUGGGGUCUGUAUGGAAUAUUAAUUUAUUCAUUGAACAAAGUAUUGUUAUAAUAAAACCUAUUGAGUACA
Molecule: messenger RNA, 2294 nt
Organism: Trichomycterus rosablanca
Lineage: Eukaryota; Metazoa; Chordata; Actinopteri; Siluriformes; Trichomycteridae
Gene: foxred2
Product: FAD-dependent oxidoreductase domain containing 2
Exons: 9
Coding region: 1-2061 (686 amino acids)
Cellular component (GO): endoplasmic reticulum lumen
Molecular function (GO): monooxygenase activity; flavin adenine dinucleotide binding
Source: RefSeq, a predicted model, not a curated record